UCCCACAUUGCUCCUUCUGAUCUUUCUUCUCAGCUUCGAUCUCCGAAACCGAAACAAACAAUGCAGUUCUUCGGCGGAUCCGAGAUAAGCCCGUCGCCUCCCGUCCCAACGGCGAGUGGGAACAACGCGCACAUGAUGUACGUGUUCAACCGCAACGGCGUGUGUCUCCUCUACAAGGAAUGGAACCGGCCUCUCCACACGCUCAACCCUCAGCAAGAUCACAAGCUCAUGUUCGGUCUCCUCUUCUCCCUCAAAUCCCUAACCGCCAAAAUGGACCCCACCAAUGCGGAUAAGGGGAAUCUAGGGGUCCCACAGUUGCCGGGGCAAGGAUGCUCUUUCCACAGUUUCAGAACCAACACUUACAAGCUUAGCUUCAUGGAGACUCCCUCUGGUAUUAAGAUUAUCUUAGUAACUCAUCCAAAGACGGGAGAUUUACGCGAAUCCCUAAAGUACAUCUACGGUUUAUACGUUGAGUAUGUGGUAAAAAACCCUAUCUACAGCCCAGGAUCUCCAAUCAAGUCGGAGUUGUUCAACACUGCACUUGACCAAUAUGUGAGGAGCAUCUCAUAGUGUCUGCAUUACAAGAUUUGGCCAUUGGAACUUCUGCUUCACAAAACUUUCUUCUGAACAAUCUCCUAGAUAAGAGAGAAUUGUAAUAGAAAGAUCAAAUCUCGAAUACACUGCUUUCCUCUGCAUAUAUAUGUUUCGUUCUCUUUUUUAAAAUCAAUGUAUUUGCUUGUUUUUUUUUCUUUGAUAAGUUACUGUAUUGGCUUGUUUUCAAAGAUGUUUAUGGUUAACGCAAAUCUUGAGAUACCAUUUGAGGAAGAAA
Raphanus sativus (radish) is the source of this 829-nucleotide messenger RNA. RefSeq lists its product as uncharacterized. Lineage: Eukaryota; Viridiplantae; Streptophyta; Magnoliopsida; Brassicales; Brassicaceae. The coding region runs from base 61 to 570 and encodes 169 amino acids. Gene Ontology annotation, cellular component: TRAPP complex. Gene Ontology annotation, biological process: endoplasmic reticulum to Golgi vesicle-mediated transport. The transcript is spliced from 4 exons. The record is from RefSeq and is a predicted model, not a curated record.